Paramecium octaurelia is the source of this 1437-nucleotide messenger RNA. The record is from the annotation of a GenBank genome assembly. NCBI's taxonomy places the organism in Eukaryota, Ciliophora, Oligohymenophorea, Peniculida, Parameciidae.
AUGUAAUCACCUACAUCGUCUAUAAAUAAAUUACGAAACUCUCUUACCAGCUUUUAUGUUAAAAGCAGUUGCUCCAACAAAACAUCACCAAUCAAAGAGGAUCCUACAAUACUCCAAAAUCUUUUGAGAAUGUAACAGAAGGAAAUCGACAGAUUGGAACAUCAGAAUAAGAAUCUUUAAGUCCUCACAUAGCAUUAAUGUUCCAUGCUUUAUCAAGAGAGAACGCUGCGUACAAACUCUACGAAGUUGUAAAUGCAUUCAGAAUUACCAUAAUAAUUACCCAAUGCUAGGAAUGCAAGAAGAUCAACUAUAAAGAAUGUAUUAUAAGCCAUGAAACCACCGCCUCGUAAGAUUGUAGUCUCUAAUAAACUCUCAAUGACUAACAACGAAUGUUUUAAGCUAAGUUCAAUUCUAGAAGCCACUAAUUAGCAAGCCAAAUAAUUAUACCACGAUGAUAGCAGCAUAUAACUAGUCAAAGAGAUCCUAAAAGAUGAGGACUCCUUUAUUGAUAUUAUUACAACAUAUCCUCCUUAAUAAGUUUCAAUAAUGUACGACAAAAUUAAGAAAUUGAUCAACGAACAUGAAUAGAUGUUUGAAAUGAUCUUAAAGUUCAAAUAAAUCAUUGACAACUCUUUUAGCCUAUAAAAUAUUAAGUUACAAUUAGAAGCACUCAAUCAGUUGAGCUAAUAAUGCAAGAACAUCUUGGAAUGCAAAAAUGCCUAGAUCAUUACUCAUACUGACGAGACAAGCAAAUCAUAUAUACAACACGUCUAUAACAAUAAGUAAAUCCUUAAUUUGAAGAAUGCCAAAUUCGAUGAACGAUUUAAAAAUGAGAAUUUCAAUCAAUUAUUAGCUGCUCCGAUUCUAGACAACAACAGAUGUCUAGGAGUUAUUGUUUGCUAAGAUAAAUCUAUUAAUUUUAGCGAUGAAGAUGAAAUUUUGAUCUAAUACAUAUGCAGACAGGCUCAAUAUAUACUAAAUAAUUAAGUAUCCAAUAAUAAGAUAGAAAUUCAACUUCAGAAGUAUCAACACACUCUCAAAAGCUUACUAUUGUUGUCAUAAAUAGAUGAUUUAAAUACUAAAUUACACUUCUCAGAAUAGAGACUUUGUGAAAUUAUGAACAGCAGUGAAUGCAAGAUUAUCUUACUUUAAUAGGAAGGCGAACUACAAAAGAGUAUCAUUUGGGAGGCUAUUCAUAACAAUCAGACUCUAUUUAUUAACAAUUGUUACAAUCACGAAAACUUCUAACCAAAAAUAGACAUUAAUACUCAAUUGCCAAUCAUUGCCACUCCAAUAAAAUAUCAAAAUAAAAUUAUUGGAGGACUGGAGUUCAUUUUAUAUAAUAAAUAAAUUUCAUCAUUGGAUUAAGAAGUUUUAGAUUUGUUUAUAUAAAUUUUGGGAAUAAACUUUUAUCAUUUCACAAACAAUUAAUUUUGA